Crotalus tigris (Tiger rattlesnake) is the source of this 1951-nucleotide messenger RNA. It is a transcript of the gene F9, whose product is annotated as coagulation factor IX. Gene Ontology annotation, cellular component: extracellular region. Bases 84 to 1457 code for a protein of 457 amino acids. Gene Ontology annotation, biological process: zymogen activation; blood coagulation. The transcript is spliced from 8 exons. NCBI's taxonomy places the organism in Eukaryota, Metazoa, Chordata, Lepidosauria, Squamata, Viperidae. Gene Ontology annotation, molecular function: serine-type endopeptidase activity; calcium ion binding. The record is from RefSeq and is a predicted model, not a curated record.
AAUAUUGACUUGCACUUUGGAACUAUUGACCAUGCGGCUUCGUAUCACCGAGCAUCAGGACACUGUUGUGAAGUUAAAGGAAAAUGGCAAACAGCUUCUUUGUUCCUGCCCUGGGUCUGCUGGGAUGUCUCUUCCUUGCUGAGUGUGCAGUUUUUAUAAAUCAGGAAGAAGCCAGCACCGUUUUGCACCGAUACAGGAGAUUCAACACUGGGCGCCUUGAGGAGGUUCUCCAAGGAAACCUCGAACGAGAAUGCAUGGAAGAGCUAUGCAACUACGAAGAAGCGAGAGAAAUAUUCGAAAACGAUGAGAAAACUAUGACAUUUUGGACAGUCUACAUGGACGGAGAUCAAUGCGACCCCAACCCCUGCAAGAAUGGAGGACGUUGCAAAGACGACACAAAUGACUACGUCUGUUGGUGUCCAGGUGGUUUUGAAGGAAAGAGCUGUGAACUUGAUGCUACCUGCAAAACCAAAAAUGGAGGAUGCAAACAGUUUUGCAAGGACAACGAAGCUGGAAGAGCAGUUUGCUCCUGUGCCGCAGGAUACAGACUGAAGGAAGACAUGAAAACCUGUGAACCAACAGUGCCCUUUCCCUGUGGAAUGAUCCAAGCUCCAGAAGCUAAGAGUAAAUUCACUCGUGCCCAUCCAUCAAACUCAUUUGAUCACUGGAUCGUCUCAAGCAAUGCCACUGAUGACGGGGAAGAAGGCUACAACCACACUCAGGUUUCCUUUCAUUUGGCAUCCAAUAUACGAGUGGUUGGCGGCAUGGAUAGCAAGAAAGGAGAGGUUCCCUGGCAGGUUUAUUUGCUCAAUUACGAAGGGAAAGGGUUCUGUGGAGGCACCAUCAUCAACGAAAAGUGGAUUGUCACAGCAGCUCAUUGCCUUGAGUUUCAGCCCCAAAUGAUUGUCGCAGGUGAACACAAUGUCUAUGUUGUGGACAAUACCGAACAAUACCGCAAUGUGGUUAGAGCAAUCCCUCACCCUACCUACAAUGUCACUAACAAGUACCACAAUGACAUUGCCCUCCUUGAGUUGGACAGACCUUUGGAGUUCAACCACUAUGUCAUCCCAAUUUGCCUUGGAGACAAAGACUUCACCAACAACCUUCUUAAGUUUGGACUGGGCACCGUGAGUGGAUGGGGGAAGUUGGCUUACCAAGGCAGGCAGGCGAGCAUCCUUCAGGUGCUGCAAAUCCGGUUUAUUGAUCGACCCACGUGUCUGAGGAGCAGCAGUUAUCCCAUCUUGCCGAAUAUGUUCUGUGCAGGUCACCCUUCUGAAGUCAAGGAUACUUGCCAAGGGGACAGUGGGGGUCCAUACACCACGGACAUUGAACACAUAUGGUUUCUUACAGGGAUCACCAGCUGGGGGGAGCAAUGUGCAAAGAAGGAUAAAUAUGGAAUCUACACCAGAGUUUCCAGAUACGUUAAGUGGAUAAGACAGACCACCAAACCAACAUAAAUUAAUCCAAAAUCCAAGUAGAGUUCCUCUUCCUUUCUCAAGAAUCAUACAGUUAUGGAGCAGGGUAUUCACACAGGACUGUAACUGCUUCACAGAAAUAGAUUUGGAAAAUUAAAAUCAUAGGACAAUUGUAUAUAAGAAUGGGAAAGCAUCCUGUCUAUCACACAGCGAAAAAAAAUUGUAAGGGAAAUACUAUUUGUGUGAGCAAAGAAAAAUCAUGGCACAACAGCCCAAAUACUUAAUUUGGAUCACUAAGUUUGAAAUUCAGGAAGCGAGGCUGGGUGGUUUUUCAUAUGUUCCCUACCAUUUUUUUUUUUUUUUAAAAAAAACAAGUGUUUCACAAGAUUGCUAACAGAGCUAAAUACAGUAUUGAAAAGCACACGGGAAAAUGAACAGGCCUAUGCAUUUCAAUGCUACAUUAGCUCUCAGUGCAAUGAUGAUGCUUUGUGAUGGAACACAAUAAAACCAGCACUGAGUUGCAACAUGAGAAAAAA